AUGGUGCCGCGUCGCGCGCGGGACAUGCGCUGCUGGCGACGAUGGCGCGACGCCGCUCGUACUCGCUGGCCGCGGGGCGGCGCGGGCUGCAGCAGCAGCAGCAGCAGCAGCAGCAGCAGCAGCAGCAGCAGCUGCUGAAGCCGCCCAGGUGGAAGGAGCUGGUCGGCGCCGUGGCGCGCCGCCUCGCCGCGCUCAGGGGAAAUCGGGUGUCCGUGGUAGGCGACACCCGUACGUUAUGGGUGGGGGUGAGCGACCCCAAUGACCUGCCCUCCAAGUUUCCUCGCAACAGGAUCGUCACCAGCAAGUACACUGUAUGGAACUUCUUGCCCAAGAAUCUCUUCGAACAAUUCCGGAGAAUUGCCAACUUCUAUUUUCUCUGUAUGACCAUCAUUACUUUGUCCAUAGACAGCCCUGUGAGCGCGUGGACCACCAUCACGCCGCUGGCCUUCGUGAUCUUCGUGACGGCUCUGAAGCAGGGCUACGAGGACUGGCUGCGGCAUGGAGCCGACAGGGGCGUCAACAGAACCCUCGUCUCCGUCGUCCGCAACGGUAUUGUGCAGGAGGUGCGGUCCCAGGACGUGUGCGUGGGCGACCUGGUGCGGGUGACCUGCGACUCUGACGUGCCGUGCGACCUGGUGCUGCUGGCCUCCAGCGAGGGGGACGGCAAGUGCUACGUCACGACGGCCAACCUGGACGGCGAGACCAACCUCAAGACGCUCCUCUGCCCGCGCCUGCUGGACAGCUUCUCGAUCCCCGAGCAGCUGCCGACGCUGCGGGCGCAGAUCGAGUGCGAGCAGCCCACGGCCGACCUCUACAAGUUCUACGGCAAGCUGGAGAUCCUGGUGGAGAGGCGGGCGAGCGCCGGGCGGUCGUCCCUCGCGGGCACCCUCCGCCGCCACUGGCACUCGCUCCGCAGCAGCCUGUCGGCGGGGGGGCGGGUGCGGGAGCGACCCCCCCUGGCCGCGGCAGCCUUCUACGGCAACGGGGCGGCGUCGCCGCCGGCCGUGGAGGUGAAGACGGACGACGGGGGCCCCUCCCACCGUGUCGGCGUGAUCCCCGCGCGGACCAGUGUCCUGAGCGACGGCGGAGACGGGGUGAUGCACAUGGUGUGCGGCCUCGGCGUGGAGCUCAGGGACAAGGAGCCGGUCGACCGGGAGAGCGACCUGACGCUCGGCAGCGACGGCCUCUACCAGAUGAGCAUCGUGUCGAGCGUGAACAGCACGGCGACGGAGGGGGGGGAAGGGGAGAAGCCCGGAGGCUUCCUGGCCAAUGGCAGCUCCGUGCAGGCCAGGGCCAGCAAGCAGUCGGCCAAUGGUGUGGCCGCGUUCGGUCCCCCGGAGAUGGCGGCACCGCUCGGCACGGAAAACCUUCUCUUGAGAGGGGCCAGGCUCAAGAAUACCGAGUACAUCUAUGGCUGUGCUGUGUACACUGGUCAGGAGACAAAGCUAGCUCUCAACUCCAGGUUAACAAGCAACAAGUUCUCAACAGUGGAAAAAUCCAUUAAUGGUUUCCUGAUUUUCUUCAUGGGUCUACUGCUGAUUGAGACACUGAUCUGCCUGGGCCUUAAAUACUACACAGAGUUCCUCACAGCUUUUGCUAACGUUACCUAUCUUGGACCAUUUUCAACUAUCUCAGCUUGGAAUGUCAUCCAGGAUCUUCUGUCCUUCUUCAUCCUGUACAACUACAUUAUACCAAUAUCUCUGUAUGUCACCAUUGAGAUGCAGAAGUUCCUCGGCACACUGUUCUUCGAGUGGGACUCUGAGAUGUUCUGCAAGGAGACUGGGCAGUCGGCCAUAUGCAACACUUCUGAUCUCAACGAGGAGUUGGGCCAGGUGCAGUACCUGUUCACGGACAAGACGGGAACGCUGACGGAGAACAACAUGUGCUUCCGGCGGUGCUCCGUGGCGGGCGCGCCCUACCUGGAGGUCGGCGGGCAGCUGUUCCGGCUGCCCGCCAGCGGGGAGGACGCCAGGGGCACUCUGGUGGAGACCAUGACGACAGACCUGCAGAGCUUCCUGCUAGCACUUGCCCUGUGCCACACGGUGCAGCUGAGCGAGUCGUCGCGGCGUCUCAGCGCCAACAACAACUUCAUAGAGUCGCGCAGGCUGGACUACCAGGCCUCCAGCCCCGACGAGAAGGCUCUGGUGGAAGCGGCUGCCCGGUGUGGGGUGGUGUACCUUGGUGAGCGAGGGGACAACCUUUACGUCAGAGUCAACAACAAAGUUUGUUGCUACAAGAGACUGGCUGUGCUGGAGUUCACAUCAGACCGAAAGAGAAUGUCGAUUGCCGUGCAGGAUGACCAAGGUGACAUCUGGCUGUACUGCAAGGGAGCAGAAACGGCCAUCAUACCACUCACCGAGCAUGGUCCUGUAGACUCUACACUGCACCACGUUGGAGAAUUUGCCCUGAGAGGACUGCGCACAAUGGUGGUAGCUUGCCGGAAAAUGAGCCACCACGACUUUGCAAUGUACAUGAACAACAUAAACGUCGCGAGGCAAACCUUAUCGUCAAAGAGGGAAUCCGUGGUAGCCCACAGCUACGCGAAGAUGGAGUCUGGUCUCACGCUACUGGGGGCAACAGGAGUGGAGGACAAACUGCAAGAAGGCGUUCAAGAGACACUGGAAAGUCUUCGCGCGGCUGGCAUUAAGGUGUGGAUCCUGACGGGGGACAAGGUGGAGACGGCUGUCAACAUCUCGUACUCGUGCGGGCACUUCAAGGCGGGCACAGAGCAGCUGUUCCUGACCGACCACUCGAGCGACAGGACGUGCCUGGCCGCGCUCCAGUCGCACAGGAACCGCGUGCUGCAGGAGCCCCUGAGGCAGCACGGCCUGGUGGUGGACGGCCAGUCCCUGAAGCUGGCGCUCCAGUUGGACCCGGCGCUCUUCCGAGACGUGUGCAUGGCCUGCACGGCCGUCAUUUGCUGCCGCAUGUCGCCGCUGCAGAAGUGCGAGGUUGUGCGACUGGUCAAAGUGUCUGCUUCGAAGCCAAUUACUGCAGCCAUUGGGGACGGCGCCAAUGAUGUCUCCAUGAUCCAGGAAGCACACGUCGGCCUAGGAAUUAUGGGCAAAGAGGGAAGACAAGCGGUGAGCUGCUCAGACUUUGCGUUUGCACAGUUCCGGUUUUUGCGAAGAGUGCUACUUGUGCAUGGCCAUUGGUACUAUCUUCGUGUGUCGACUUUGGUGCUUUACUUCUUCUACAAGAAUAUUGUGUUCAUCACCCCGCAGCUGUUCUACAGCUUCUACAAUAACUUUUCAACUCAGGCCAUGUACAACAGCGUCUACCUCACCUUCUACAACGUGCUGUUCACGUCGCUGCCCGUCCUCAUCUACGGCCUGUUCGAGCAGGACCACAGCGACGAAGAGCUGCUCCGGUUCCCCCACCUCUACUCCGAGAUGGCCGGCAACGUGCUCAUGUCCUGGCCGAGCUUCUUCAAGUGGAUCUUCCUGGGAGUAUGGCAUGCUAUUCUGGUAUAUUUUAUGCCAUUAUGGUUGGUGACAAGUAAUGAUAUAAUCAGAAGCAAAGACUCUGGAGUGGACCUUUACAUGUUCGGCAAUAUCAUCUACCACUGUGUCAUCUGUGUUGUAAAUCUCAAGUUAUGGCUCCACAGUCACUAUUGGACACUGCUCUUCAUUGGCUCCGUUAUCAUCUCCAUCUUUGGUUUCAUCGCUCUAGCAACCAUCUAUUCUCUGUUCAAAGGCGCCAUGUACUGGGUGCAGCUGAACCUCAUGUCCUCCCUCACCUUCUGGCUGCUGACCGCGGUGGUGGUGGUGGCGUGCCUGGUGCCGGACGUCGUCUUCCCCUCGCUGCAGCUGCACAGCAACCGCAUGAGGCGCAUGUUCCGGAGGAGUUCUGCGCGACGGAGCAGAUGUGAUGACACCUAUCUGUGAAGAAGCAGAAGAAAGGUAUUCUUUGAAAAAAAGAUAAAGUUCUUUUUUUGCUCAGGUCUCUGGGCCCAUUGCAACCUCGUGACACAGUCCAGGAAUGAUUCGUUGCACUGUGUCUCUUCCAGCAUCCAAACUACGGCACAGUGAUAAAGUGCUCCAGAGUGGCUCUUUGUGAUAGCGUUAGUGCUAAACCUGUCAGCUAUCAAGAGGCGUACCAUGUGAUGAUACGAUCAUGAUAGGUCAUCGGUAGUACCACGUAGUGAGGGAGACCUGUGAAGGUGCAUAAAGGCCAUUCCAAGGGGCAGAGUUAAUUUCAGAGGCAGUCUCUUCGGAGCCCUCAAGUUUGUCUCUGCAUGAAGUGAUAAAAGUGAUAAUUUAAAAAUAAGUUAGGUGGUGACAAAUGUUCCUAAAACCAUCUUGAUGAUGGGUUGUGUGCAUGAACGUGUUGUUUUAAGAAAGAAUCUACAAGAUAACCACAUGAUGGUGUUAUUAAGGAAAAACCAUUUUUUUUUUACAUUUAUGAAGAUGGUGGACAAUUUUUACAAGACAUUUAAUUUUGACAAAUUUUCGUGUAUGCUGUACUUAAAGAAAUAUUUAAUUCUUAAAAAUGAACACAGAUAAUGUAAAUAUAAUUUACGAUGCUAUAUCUAGCUUAGUUUAGAACUUGUGAGCGAAAUAUUGUUUAUUUGUAGUUUCAGAAACAGUGGAAAAAAAAUGCCAAAGAAUAAGUUAAGAUGUCUAAACAAGUUAGACAUCACGCAAAUGCCACAAAGUCUAAAGGAAGCUAGAUUAAACCUGUACUUGCGAUAGACACACAACUGCUUAUGAAUCAGCAUUUUGGAUAGUGAUGACAAACACAACAAAAUGUAUGAAGAUCUUUCAGUAGUUAAACAAAGUAUAAUUGAACCAAGUUGGUUACUUUCUGUGCGGAAUAUUUUCUCAAGUAGCUAUAUUUAUAGUUUUUUUUCAAUAUUCAAAAGUUUAUACUUUUUUUUUUUUUAAAUUUCAUUGUUCAUUGAUGCUUUGUUAUAUGAAUGAGAAAAAGGUAUUGCCCAUACCCAUUCUUACAAAUAUUGCAUAAUGUAUAAGAAUAGUUGUUAUAAGAAAUUGUGUGUUUAUCAAUCGUAUAGACCAAAUUAAUAGAUAUAGGAUUCCUAUUCUCAUGAAUAUUAAAGCAUUUAUAGUUUUUUUACUUUACUGUCGGUAAAACUUAGUUAUUGUACACAUAAAGAAAAUGUUUUAAGGCACAUAGUUUAUCUACUUUCUAGUCAAUGUGCAGAGUGCAUGCAGCCUUAGUGGACAACAGGCACAUUAGUGAUAGCAAGCAGCAGUUGAAAACAUUACAGACACAAAAAUAAUUGUUUUUUCUUACAAUGUAAUCUGUGGUUUACAUAGUUAAAACAUAACUUUCACAACUAACAUGUAUUUGUUUUUUGUUAAAAAAAAAAAAAAACUUCUGAAACUGUAUUAGGCCUAAAUCAACACAUUAAGUUUCAUAUACAAUUAUCAAAAACUGAAUUUAUUGUUGAUACAGAAAAAGUUACUCGAUAUGUUACAUCAUUUUGUAGUAUGGCAUAAUUUUUGUAAUUGCAUGCAUGUUACAACUCUUACAACUAACUUUAAAAUACAUUUCCCUCUCUACCUCCAAAAAAUACAACAGUUAAAAAUAGCUUCGUUGACUAAGUUUAGCAAACUCAAAAUUAAUGUUUAGGAAAGGGGGGCAGUGGAGUGGUAAAAGAGUAUACCAUUAGGUGAUUAGGUUAUCAGUGUUACACAAUAACCAAUUAUAUUUUUAGGAAACAGAGUUUUGUAUAUAGUGAUAUCAAGAUCUUGUCUACAGUGGUAAUAUGAAAGUAAUAUGUACAGAAUGAUUCUAGUGCUUUCACAGUUAAGGAUGUCACUAUACCCCUUUUUUAUUUCUUGUUUUUCAUUCCAGAUAUAGUGAUUCUUUAAAACAUUUGUUAAUGGCAUUUAUUUUUAAGAAAAGAACAUGUGUCACAGUAAGGUGUAACUUGGCUCGUUGUUCACUCCUAGAAGUAAUUUAUGCUUUUCUUUCCGUCAAUGGUGAGGAGAAUAACGGAAUUGUAUAUUUAUCCUCCUUACCUCGUACUCCAAUGCAUUGUCAUGAAUCUCUUGAUGUAACAUGCAUUGAGCAUGUGUGUAUCCUAUAAAUGUAUCCUCUUGCUAUAAUGAAACAAUUCAAAAUCUUUUACGGUGAUAAAUAAGAGACAAUUGACCAGUCUUGGGUCCAUUCAAAGGCAGGGUGAAGAUUUUCUAGAGCUGUAGCAAACCGUAUGUAUUCGGUACUGAGUAACGGGUGCACCAUCCAGUAACGAGUAACGAAACGUUACACACGGCUGCAUUUCGUUACUCGCAUUUUUCGUAUGUUUUACGCAUGCGCGUACAUAUUCGAUGAAUUUACGUUACAAAGAACGAUGUUUGUUUAUUAAGUAAAGUAUAAUUUGGAAAUUCGUCCAAGUUUUUUACUGUUUAUUAAAGGUAUUGUGUGUGUAGACAAAGUUUGAGAUUGGAACAGAAACAACGUAAGAAAGUAUUUUUACAAAUUAGAAAUAUGUAUGUUUUUUUUUAUUUUAUUAUCGUGUAUUUUCACGUUUUUUUUUGGUUCUUAUCUUAAAAGAGAUAAUAUAAUAAAGCCGCUCUAAUGAGAUUUUAAAGAUACUUGGUUAAUAAAAACUGUUUAUUAUCAAAUAUUGUUAAUUGUUUAUAUUCUAUUUGUUAUUAUUUACACAACGUCAUACUGUAUGCAUACGCAAUACGACUCGAUUUGUUGUUGCAUGUUAUGCGGUAUCAGAAGUAACGAUACAAUAUUAACGAGUACUAAUUGUUAUAGUAACGAAUACAUACGGGUACACUUUUUUUCGUUAUUUUUACACCUCUAAGAUUUUCACACUAUGUUAGUGAGUCGUACCAGAUUUGUGCACAAUGUUAGUAAGUCAUACCAGAUUUCACAGAAUCGAAUCACGAAAACAUAAAUUAUCUCGUCAGUCAGUAUUUUAAUGUCAGUAUAAACGUUCACAGACAUAAAUCAAGUGAAACAUAACAAAUUAACAAAAACAACUUUUAAACAGCAUGGCAGGAGAGAGGAAUUUCACAAGAACAGAAAUCAUGGAUUCGUAAAAUUGUAAAUUGGAAUCGAAGAUGUGUGAAAUCAACCUAUCCCUGGUUAAAACUUUACUAAUGUCUUUGGCGCUGAAUUGUUGUACACAUAAUUAACUUAAAAUUUUAUUACUUUUCUGAUUCUGCAGCAUAAUUUAAAAAAAAAAACACGUUGCAGAUAUAUGAUUAAUUUAUUACUACAAAACCAGGCGUGAGGUACGUAUUUGUAAAAGAGUUUAAAUAACUGAAAAUUAGGGAUGGGUACAAUAAAAUUAUCAGUAUUUGAAGGAUUCUAUAUUCAAGGAAAAAGAUUUGAAGAAAAAUAUUAGAGGAAAUAAAGUAAAUUAAACCUUUGAAGUUUACUAUGUAAAUUUUUUUCAUACCCAUCGUGUUACUAUUCCCCAAGCUAGUAUACUUUUAACAUAUUACAUAAAUAAAAUUACAACAAUAGGUAUUCAUUCUGAAAAUUUAGUUCACGAAACAAACAUUUAAACAUUUAAAGGGUUAAAUGUUUUCAACACCAUAGUUAAUAAUUUUCAUGUGUUGUACAUUAUUUUAUUUUGGACCCUUGAGACCUGGAUUCGGAUUCGAGGAUAUUGGGAUUUGACCCAUUACUACUGAAAAUAAUACUGAUUUAAAUUUUAUCUUCAUAGUCUGAGUGGUACAUUUCAUUAAGAAAGUGCAUUUUAUGAACCUGUAGCCCUUCAACGUUACAUUAUUUGAAAGUAGAGCUGGGCAGCUAGGGAAGUUAGGUUUGUAAAAAUUUUGAAUUGGGGGAAAAUAAAAAUUCCCCACGGGAAAUGGGAGAGGAUUGGGAAUAGUUUGAGGUUUACAAAUUCAGAAAUUUUUUUUAAUCCUACAAAGUAAAAGUGUCAUUUUUGUUAUGGUGGCCCAAAUCUACUGAUAGUGUAUGUUUAGAGACAUAACUUUUCACGAACUGCAGUUACCACGAAACAAUGUGAAAUAAGUUCAAAAUUAUAACAACCAUGAAAUAUUAAAAAAAAAAAAAAAAAAAAAAAAAAAAAAA
Messenger RNA from Bacillus rossius redtenbacheri, 8028 nucleotides. RefSeq names its product phospholipid-transporting ATPase IF-like. Gene Ontology annotation, biological process: phospholipid translocation. Gene Ontology annotation, cellular component: plasma membrane; endoplasmic reticulum. Gene Ontology annotation, molecular function: ATP hydrolysis activity; magnesium ion binding; ATPase-coupled intramembrane lipid carrier activity. The record is from RefSeq and is a predicted model, not a curated record. Bases 42 to 3887 code for a protein of 1281 amino acids. The transcript has 24 exons. NCBI's taxonomy places the organism in Eukaryota, Metazoa, Arthropoda, Insecta, Phasmatodea, Bacillidae.